CUAAAAGCAGAAAAGAAGAGGGCUAAUAACAUGACCCUUUUCCUUGGGUUUGCUCUCCUGGCUGCUCUCCUGGCUCACAUUGGCUGCAAUAACCAGCGCCGGGGUCCCGAGUCCAGUGCGAGAAGGUAUAACCGGAUUCAGCAUGGGCAGUGCACCUACACGUUCAUCCUUCCGGAACAGGAUGGGAACUGUCGCGAAAGUACCACUGAGCAGUACAACACCAACGCUCUCCAAAGGGAUGCCCCCCACGUGGAACAGGAUUUCUCUUCCCAGAAACUGCAGCGCCUGGAGCAUGUGAUGGAGAAUUAUACUCAAUGGCUGCAAAAGCUUGAGAGCUACAUUGUGGAAAACAUGAAGUCAGAGAUGGCUCAGCUACAGCAGAACGCUGUCCAGAACCACACAGCUACCAUGCUGGAGAUAGGAACCAGCCUCCUCAGCCAGACUGCGGAGCAGACGAGAAAGCUCACAGAUGUCGAAACCCAGGUACUAAAUCAAACAUCCCGAUUAGAAAUUCAGCUGCUGGAAAAUUCAUUAUCUACUUACAAGCUGGAGAAACAGCUGCUCCAACAGACCCAUGAAAUCUUGAAAAUUCAUGAGAAAAACAGCUUACUGGAGCACAAAAUCCUUGAAAUGGAAGAAAGACACAAAGGGGAGCUGGAUACUUUGAAGGAAGAAAAAGAGAACUUGCAAGGGUUGGUAUCACGUCAAAGCUACAUCAUUCAGGAACUGGAAAGGCAGCUAAGCAAAGCAACCACCAACAACAGUAUUCUUCAGAAACAGCAACUGGAGCUGAUGGACACCGUUCACAGUUUGGUCAACCUUUGUUCUAAGGAAGGAGUUCUGCUAAAGAAUGCAAAAAAAGAAGAUGACAAGCCAUUCAGAGACUGUGCCGAUGCUUACCAAGCUGGUUUUAACAAAAGCGGCGUCUACACGAUUUAUAUUAAUAACAUAUCAGAGCCUAAAAAGGUCUUCUGCAAUAUGGAAAUUGCAGGGGGAGGUUGGACAGUUAUACAACACCGAGAAGAUGGGAGUCUAGACUUCCAAAAAACCUGGAAAGAAUACAAAAUGGGCUUUGGUAGUCCCUCGGGUGAAUAUUGGCUGGGGAAUGAGUUUAUCUUUACAAUAACCAGCCAAAGGCACUAUUCGCUAAGAAUUGAACUAAUGGACUGGGAAGGAAAUCGGGCUUAUUCUCAAUAUGAUCGGUUUUACAUAGGAAGUGAAAAGCAGAAUUACAGGCUGUAUCUGAAGGGUCACUCGGGAACCGCAGGAAAGCAGAGCAGCCUAAUUUUGCAUGGGGCUGACUUCAGUACCAAAGAUGCUGACAACGACAACUGCAUGUGCAAGUGUGCCCUUAUGCUCACAGGAGGCUGGUGGUUUGAUGCCUGCGGGCCUUCCAAUCUCAAUGGAAUGUUCUACUCAGCUGGACAACACCAUGGAAAAAUAAAUGGAAUCAAAUGGCAUUACUUCAAGGGCCCCAGUUAUUCAUUACGGUCCACAGCUAUGAUGAUACGGCCAUUAGACUUUUAAACAACCGAGCAGAUGCAAGAACAACAUGCAGUACAGAUACCAAGUUCGGGAGAACUUCUUACAUAACCUUCAGAAA
This is a messenger RNA of Euleptes europaea (tarantolino), 1603 nucleotides long. It is a transcript of the gene ANGPT1, whose product is annotated as angiopoietin 1. Gene Ontology annotation, biological process: angiogenesis; Tie signaling pathway. Lineage: Eukaryota; Metazoa; Chordata; Lepidosauria; Squamata; Sphaerodactylidae. The record is from RefSeq and is a predicted model, not a curated record. Gene Ontology annotation, molecular function: receptor tyrosine kinase binding. Bases 31 to 1527 code for a protein of 498 amino acids. The transcript has 9 exons.